AAAAGAUUCAACCUUUGUCUCUCUCCUUAUUAUAUUUCUUUCCAUUUCAAGAAUCUGAAACCCCUUCAUCUCAUUUCUUCUUCUGAACAAACUUCAUUUUCAUUUCAAUAGCAAUCGCCUUCACAAAUUCGAAAUCUUGUGCUAAAUUUGGUUAUCAUUUUCCUUCAAUUUCAAUGGCAAUGGCAGCGAUUUCACCUGAAUCCCAAAUGAAUCAAAGAACAUGGCCGUGUAAUUCGGACGGUGGUCCUCGUUUCACCGCCAUUUCGUUUAUCGGAAAACAUGUCAAUAAGAAUGAUAAUCGAAGAUUAACAAACAACCCCACAAACAAUAAUUUCCAAAUUAAUCCAAAAAAUCAAGAUUUCGCUGAUUUUUCACAACUUCCUGACGAUGUGCUAUUGAAAAUUGCAGCUAAUUUCACUUUGCCUAAUUUACGUGCGGCUUCACAAGUAUGUAAGUCUUGGUGUGAUGGGUUGAAACCUUUAAGAGAAGCUAUGUUGUUUCUUAAAAAUGGGAAGCGGUUUAAGCAUGGGCGUGGAGGGGUGAAACCUGAUUUGAAUAAGGCUCUUGAAUCGUUCCUUAAAGGUGCGACUCUUGGGUCUACGUUGGCUAUGGUGGAUGCUGGAUUGGUUUAUUGGGAAAUGGGGAGGAAGGAACAAGGGAUUGCUUUUUACAGAAAAGCAGCUGCGCUUGGUGAUCCUGCUGGUCAGUGUAAUUUGGGGAUUUGCCUCUUGCAAGCUAACCCUACGGACACUGAGGAGGCUAUUAAAUGGCUGUACAAAGCUUCCGUUGCAGGCUAUGUUCGAGCUCAAUACCAACUUGCCCUUUGUUUACAUAAAAAUCGUGGCCCGAGUAGGAAUCUUCGUGAAGCGGUAAGGUGGUUUCUAAAGGCAGCAGAAGGUGGAUAUGUACAUGCUAUGUACAAUAUAGCAGUGCGCUACUCAGUUGGAGAAGGUUUAGUUCAAUCUCACAAAUUAGCAAGGAAAUGGAUGAAGAGAGCAGCUGAUCGCGGGCAUAGCAAAGCCCAGUUUGAGCAUGGACUCAGUCUAUUUUCCGAAGGGAACAUGAAGAAAGCUGUUGUAUAUUUGGAGCUUGCCACGCGUGCUGGUGAGACAGCAGCUGAUCACGUCAAGAAUGUUAUACUUCAAGAGAUGUCCACUUCUUGUCGCGACAGAGCCAUGCUUCUUGCUGAUAAUUGGCGUCCUUUGCCUUCUUCGUCUCACUGAUUGAGUCUCCUUCUUGUUAUUUUUUUCAGCCUUAAUGCUGCCUAAGCAUAUUUUCUCUAGCAUGCUACUUUUGAACUUGUUCAAGUACAAAGUGUAAAUAUACAUUAGUUUUUCUUGUAAAUAAUAUUUUUUGCUUUAAAAGUUAUCAUUUCUUUAUGGUUUCUA
Molecule: messenger RNA, 1388 nt
Organism: Solanum pennellii
Lineage: Eukaryota; Viridiplantae; Streptophyta; Magnoliopsida; Solanales; Solanaceae
Product: F-box protein At1g70590-like
Exons: 3
Coding region: 174-1223 (349 amino acids)
Molecular function (GO): protein binding
Source: RefSeq, a predicted model, not a curated record